GUUCAACGCCGUAUUGGCUCACCAACAUACUCGUUGGCCCAAUCCUUCAUCCUGCGCGGAUCGGUUGCAAAAUCAAGGCAAUUCUCGUAUCCAACUUCCUUGGUCUUAGGCCUUCAAACCCAAGUGAUACAUCUGGAAGUGCUUGCAGGAUUGCGGUCAGCAUGGAAUUUCCAUAUAUGCGAGCAUUUGUUGCUCUUUUUAUCUACCGCUACUUUCGUCUGGUGGUAAAUUUGGUUUCUUUCUGGACUUUUAAGCCCAUUCCUCUUCCCGAGAACCCGGAACUCACUGCCCAAGAUGUCACGGUGAUACUUCCUACGCUGGAAGGGUGCGGCGACGAACUUGUGGAGACGAUAAGAACGAUCCUCGAUAAUCAUCCGUUUGAACUAUUGUUGGUCACUAUCGAGGCGAAUAGAAAGAAGGCCGAACACAUGCUGAGCUUGAUGCCUGCUUCGAAGUCCAAAAUUCGUCUGUUCACAGUGACGCAUCCGAACAAACGCCGCCAGAUGACACGAGCAAUCCCAGAGGUACGCACGGCAAUCACCGUCUUCGCAGAUGACGAUGUGAGUUGGCCACACACAGUACUUCCUUGGAUUUUGGCGCCUUUCGAAAGGGAUGAGCGGUUCGGUGGUGUGGUCACCUGCCAACGGCUGCGACGUGCUAUUGCACCCACCAUGUCCCAGCGCAUCUGGGGAUAUCUUGGGGCCUUGUAUCUCGAACGACGAAACUUUGAUUGCGCAGCCACCACCCACAUAGAUGGAGGGUUGCCCUGCAUGUCCGGACGUACAGUCGCGUAUCGGACCAAGAUCCUCCAAGAUGAAGGAUUUACUUACGCUUUCACAAACGAGGAAUGGUGGUUUGGCAAAUAUCAAUUGAACGCAGACGACGACAACUUCAUCACUCGCUGGAUGGUCUCUCAUGGCUGGGAGACUUACAUGCAGUACCACCCUGAGGCCGAGGUCCUGACCACUCUGGAGAAUAACCCGAAGUUCCUGAAACAAUGCGCACGCUGGUCUCGAAGCAAUUGGCGGAGCAACCUUACAAGCAUGUUCCAUGAAAAACACGUUUGGUAGUAAGUUUACCUUGUCAUCUUAUCUUCGUUCGAACUUUCCCUCAGGGUACCCUUGU
Molecule: messenger RNA, 1125 nt
Organism: Aspergillus brunneoviolaceus CBS 621.78
Lineage: Eukaryota; Fungi; Ascomycota; Eurotiomycetes; Eurotiales; Aspergillaceae
Product: glycosyltransferase family 2 protein
Exons: 2
Coding region: 162-1070 (302 amino acids)
Source: RefSeq, a predicted model, not a curated record